Cuscuta campestris is the source of this 2494-nucleotide messenger RNA. NCBI's taxonomy places the organism in Eukaryota, Viridiplantae, Streptophyta, Magnoliopsida, Solanales, Convolvulaceae. The record is from the annotation of a GenBank genome assembly.
ACGUACAAGAUGAGGUACCUUCCAUGAAAAAAAGCUAAAGUUUUAUUAUAUGGAGUAUAUUUUGAAGUACAAUGUUUGAGGUAAUCCAUUUUUUGGAAAGACUAUGGAGUAUGGACCUAUGGCAUUCUUUUUUCUAACAACGAGCAAGAAAGAGAGAAAGUAAGAGUGACAGUUUUAUAGUUAUCCAUUUUUCCUUAUCCAAUUCCGAUUCCCAUGGCUUCCUCUACUCCCAGUAUCAGUCAUCUGAUCGCCACCAGCAUUAAUGACCUGCCGGACGUGAUCCUCUCCAACGUCAUCGCCGCCAUUACCGAAGUCCGCGCCCGCAACUCCGCCGCUCUCGUCUGCCGGAAAUGGCUCGUCCUGGAACGCUCCACUCGCGCCUCCCUCACCCUCCGCGGCAACGUCCGAGAUCUAAUCAUGCUUCCCACCUGCUUCAGAUCCGUGACUCACCUCGAUCUGUCCCUUCUCUCUCCCUGGGGCCACCCCCUCCUAUCUCCGGCUACCCCCGAGGCCGCCAUUGACACAGAUCCAACCCUAAUCGCCCACCUCCUUCUCCACGCCUUUCCCUCGAUCAAUUCCCUGAAGCUUUAUGCUCGCAACCUUUCCUCACUCCAGCCAUUGGCCUCGCAGUGGCCGCAGCUAGGGAAAGUCACGCUGGUUCGGUGGCACCAGCGGCCACAGCUGUCGUCCGGCGAGGAAUUCAGCUCCUUCUUCAGCGAAUGCUCGAAUCUGGUCUCACUAGACUUGUCUGCUUUUUAUUGCUGGACCGAUGACAUUCCUCCUUCUCUGGAAUCUCACCCCCGGGUUUCAGAGAGUCUCACCACCCUCAAUCUCCUAAAUCCUUCAUUUUCAGAGGGGUUCAAGUCCGAUGAGAUCACUGCAAUUGCAAAAUCAUGUCCCAAUUUGAAGGAAUUUCGGGCAGCUUGUAUGUUCGACCCCAGAUACAUAGGCUAUGUUGGAGAUGAAGCUCUGAUCUCAAUAGCCACUAAGUGCCCGAACCUUGCUGUGCUUCAUUUAGCUGACACCUCUGCUCUGUGCAGCACAAGAGGCGAUCCUUCUGAUGACGGGUUCACCAGCGAGCAAGCAAGGAUCAACAUCCCCACUUUGAUUGAGGUAUUUUCCAGUCUUUCCUUGCUCGAAGAACUUGCUUUGGAUUUGUGUAACAGUGUUAGAGACAGUGGUCCUGCGUUUGAAAUCCUGGGCUCGAAAUGUCCAAGAUUGAAAUCCCUUAAAUUAGGGCAAUUCCACGGUGUUUCCAUGCCGGUUGAGUGGAAGUUGGAUGGAGUUGCCCUCUGUCACCGGCUGAGGUCUCUAUCAAUCAGGAAUCCGGGAGACUUGGACGAUAUUGGACUGAUAGCCAUUGGCAGAGGGUGUUCCAGCCUUUCUAGGUUUGAGAUUCAAGGUUGCAAGAAAAUAACAAUGAAGGGGAUGAGAACUGUGGCUAGCUUGCUAAGAAAGACUUUGGUAGAUGUCAAGAUCUCUUGCUGCAAGAAUCUCAGUGCACCGGCGUCUUUGAAGGCUCUGGAACCAAUAAAAGACACCAUCCAAAGGCUUCACAUUGAUUGUGUUUGGGACAGUGUAGAGGAAUUACCAGAUUGUUCUAAUGGUGGUGGUUUGGCGUUCAAUUUGAGAGGUACCCAUGGUGAUGGUGAUGGUGAUGGUGAUGAAGAUGAAGAAUUGUGCAAUAGAAAGAAAAAGGUCAAGUAUUCCUAUGACCUGAAUCGUCUGUACGAGGAAAUGAAUGGUCAUGGAAAGACGUGGGACAAGCUGAGCUAUCUCUCCCUCUGGAUUGGUGUUGGGGAUCUUCUCACUCCUCUACCCGAUGCCGGUCUAGAGAAUUGUCCAAACUUAGAGGAGAUGAGGAUUAAGGUGGAAGGAGAUGGCAGGCUACUAUCCAAACCUUCGGAUCGCGAAUUUGGGUUGACAACUCUAUUGUGCUAUCCAAAGCUCUCAAAGAUGCAUUUGGAUUGUGGAGACGUGAUAGGGUACGCGCACACUGCGCCAGCAGGGCAUAUGGAUCUGAGCUUAUGGGAACGGUUUUACCUGAUGGGGAUUGGGAGUUUGAGACUAAGCCAACUCGAUUAUUGGCCAGCACAGGACAGAGAUGUCAACCAGAGGAGUCUAACCCUACCAGCAGCCGGCUUGAUCCAGCAAUGCCUCACCUUGAGGAAGCUUUUCAUUCAUGGAACAACUCACGAACACUUUUUGAGGUUCUUUCUCCACACCCCACACCUUAGAGAUGUGCAGCUGAGAGAGGAUUACUACCCAGCACCAGAGAGCGACAUGAGCACAGAGAUUAGAGAAGAUUCUUUGAGUCGGUUCGAAGCAGAACUCAACAGACGCCAAAUCCCAGACUGAUUGUUUUGCUCUUUUUGUUCAUACGAAUCGAAUGAUAAUUUAGUAAUGCACACUUUCUGAAUUUUGAUUUGGCAAUGGACAAGCCAUGAGUGGUUUAUAUAAUGAUUAAUGACACACAUAAAUUGUAUUGAUGUAU